GUCGCUUCUGUCAGUUGUCACUAAAGCACUGAAUAAUUAUCGCACAGAUUCAUCAAAAUAAUACUUAAAAUUUAUCAAAUCUAAAAUUUAGAAUUAAGAGUGUUAUUAUAAUUGUAGUUGACAUAAAGUAUUUUUAUCGAUGAACUAAGUGGUUGUAGAUUAAAGUCUAAAACAAGUCUCUCAACUCCUAACCUGUUUUUUUUCAAAUAAAGAAGACAACGUUUUGUUCUUACUGGAAGAAAAAAAAUUAAAACGUAAGUAAAUUUUAGGGAAUUGACAAUUUACGAUGUCUCUUCCAACAAAUAACUAUUUGCUUGCACUUGGACAAGUGUCGUUUAAAAAUUUCGUUCGAGAAAAAAACGAAAAUUUGUCAUCAAACAAUGACUUAAAGUUGAAGCAUGAUCUUGAUUUCAAAGGAGAUGACGCUAAAAUAGCUUAUGAAGAAAUUAUAUCUCUAGAAAGUCAAACGAAAAAUUCAAAACCCAAAUCGACUCUUCAAAAAAGUGAUAAACAGAUCUUAUCAAAGCCAAUGGAAAAAACGAUAAUUACUGACGUGAACGUUUUAUUUAAAGCUGUAGAAAGAGGUGAUUCAAAGUUUGUUCAAGAACAUUUUAGUAAGAAUAAUGUUAAUAUUGUGGAUCCAUUUGGUUGGACACCGUUAAUGACAGCUGCAUACUCAGGGCAUAAAGAAAUAGUACAUAAUUUAAUAUGUUUAGGAGCGAAACUUAAAACCAAAGAAAAAUCAGGGCUCACAGCACUCGAUUUAGCAAUUAAAAAACAACACUAUGAUAUAGUGAAUAUACUAAAACAAAAAAAUUACAAACAAACAAAAAAGCAAUCCUCAAUCAACUCAUUGACUUCAGAAAACAAUAAAAAAGUAACUGAUGUAGAAUUAUAUUGUGAUCUUUGUGAAUUAAAUUAUAAGGAAUCUUCAAAAGCAAAACAUGAAGCAUCAAUUCUACAUGUUUUUAAUAGCAAACCUAAAGUGAAAAAUACAUUUUAUGGAAUUUCAAAACAAAAUAAAGGAUAUCAAAUAAUGCUUAAUACUGGAUGGGACGAAGAAGGUGGAUUAGGUCCAUCUGGUGAAGGUCAAAAAUACCCAGUUAAGACUAUAUUAAAGAGAGACCGGAAAGGUUUAGGUCAAGGAAAACAAAAAGAGGCUAAAGUAACUCAUUUUAAACCUGGAGAUGUCAAUGCUGUUAAACAUGCAAAUUUUAAAAGUAAUGUAAAAAAAAAAGAAUUUAGUCGAAAAGACAGAGAGAGGCAGCUCAGCAGAGAAGCAGCUUUCAGCAAGCGACUUAGACAAGAGUUAUGAUGAUACAAUAAUACAUUCUGAAAUAAUGGAUGACACAAAGAAAAAAAUGCUCGAUUAUUUGACUACAAUUGAAGAAAAAGGUGUUGAAAUUUUAAUUGAUAAACAAGAAAUAAUU
Molecule: messenger RNA, 1430 nt
Organism: Trichogramma pretiosum
Lineage: Eukaryota; Metazoa; Arthropoda; Insecta; Hymenoptera; Trichogrammatidae
Product: p53 and DNA damage-regulated protein 1-like
Exons: 2
Coding region: 287-1315 (342 amino acids)
Molecular function (GO): protein binding; nucleic acid binding
Source: RefSeq, a predicted model, not a curated record